AUGUUGAAUGGGAAGAUGAAUAAAAAAAAAGAAAAUGAUCUGCAAGAAUCUACAACUGUAGAUAAAUCUUCUGAUCGAGAAUCUGAAUAUUUUGCUCUUGCCAACAUUACCAAGCAGACAACUUCACGCAUACACAUACAUUUGAACAAGAAUGCAAUCUUAAACACAACUAAUAAUGAAAGUAAUGAUCGGAACACUGCCGGAAAAGAAGAAGAUUCCCAUUAUGAUAAAUUGGGAUUGAUUAGUGAAUUUGCCAUCAACCACACUCCAUCAGAUGAUCAAACAGCUUCAAGUUUGCUUAAAUCCUUUACACAAUUUGUCGUUUGUCAGGAUUCUGGAACAAUUGAUGCAUUACUUGGAUUCUAUCGUAAAAAUCGUUAUGUUGUACAAGAUAUACAAGGAAAACUGGUAAAGUCUUUAAAAAACUUGUAAAA
Molecule: messenger RNA, 434 nt
Organism: Thelazia callipaeda (thelaziosis nematode)
Lineage: Eukaryota; Metazoa; Nematoda; Chromadorea; Rhabditida; Thelaziidae
Source: the annotation of a GenBank genome assembly